Molecule: messenger RNA, 315 nt
Organism: Chaetomium globosum CBS 148.51
Lineage: Eukaryota; Fungi; Ascomycota; Sordariomycetes; Sordariales; Chaetomiaceae
Exons: 1
Coding region: 1-315 (104 amino acids)
Source: RefSeq, a predicted model, not a curated record
AUGUCGGAUAUUCUUGAAGCCAUCAAAGAUGCCAUCAUCCCCAAACGGCGCGAACAAGCAACUGUCGAGACAUACGACCCCCAUACGAGGGGACCUUACCCCGACCGUGCCUCGGCCGAAAACAACCAGCCGCAAAUUUCACCCCCACGAGCCCCAGCAGAAGCUCAGGAUUCCAGCCGCGCAGAACGGAACGACCUCGGCAGCGCUUCCGAUACGCACAGGUCUCGCGCCGGCUCAGGAGACGAGCCGGUUGACUACGGGGAGGCCAUGGCCAAGCCGGUACAUAAGGAGGGCGGGAAGUACGGGCUUUCGUGA